AUGAACUUUCUGGGCAAGAUCCAUGAGCAAUACACAGAACUUUGGAAAGCGGUCAUUCGACCUCCACGCGAUCAUUAUGAGAUCAAGGACCUGGGGCCACCAGUUUUCAGCAUUGAGAACAAAACUUUCCAGCGGACAGACAUCUCUUUGAAGAACCCUCGCGGCUUGACGAUCGUGUGCAGCCAUUUCGAGCCCAUCAGCAGGGAACGGCCAGCGGGAAAGCUUCCGUGCGUGGUUUAUCUCCAUGGGAACUGCAGCAGCCGGCUCGAGGCCGUGAGCACGUUACCGGCGCUCUUGCCCUUCAACAUUACCGUCUUUUGCUUUGAUUUCGCCGGUUCCGGUUUGUCUGAUGGCGAGUACCUCAGUCUUGGCUACUACGAGAGGGACGACCUUGCAGUCGUCAUAGAUCACCUCCGGGAAUCCAACCGGGUGACCUGCAUAGGCCUGUGGGGCAGGUCGAUGGGUGCUUCCACGGCUUUGCUUCAUGCAGAUCGGGAUCCCUCAAUCGCGGGCCUGGUUCUGGACAGUCCUUUCUCGGAUUUAAAGGUGCUCUGCGAGGAAUUGGUGGAUGGCUACACGAACAGCCGGGUGCCGAGGUGGGUCAUCGGCAUCGCUCUUCAACUGGUGCGCAAUUCCAUUAGUGCACAUGCCGACUUUGACAUCUACGACCUUGCGCCUGUCCAGCACGUCUCGAAGUCUUUCAUCCCCGCGCUGUUCACGGCCGCGUACAACGACCAUUUCAUCAAGCCUCACCACGCCAGGGAGCUGCAUUCUGCGUAUGCCGGUGACAAGAACUUCAUCAUGGUGGAGGGGGACCACAACUCGGCGCGGUCCAAGUUCUUCAUGGACUCAGUCUCCAUCUUUUUCUUCAACACACUGCAGUGUGAUGCCUUGGUGGUGGACGUGCAGAGUGAGGCAGGCGCAAAUGCAGAGAUCCUUGCGGAUUCUGUGCGCAGGCCGCAGCCACCAGAAUUGUCGCAGCCGGUCGAGCCGCCUGCCCCAGCAUCUCAGGCCUUGGGCUUGCAGAUGCGCCCACCGGAGAGGUGA
Molecule: messenger RNA, 1047 nt
Organism: Symbiodinium sp. CCMP2592
Lineage: Eukaryota; Dinophyceae; Suessiales; Symbiodiniaceae
Source: the annotation of a GenBank genome assembly